Molecule: messenger RNA, 1177 nt
Organism: Hibiscus syriacus
Lineage: Eukaryota; Viridiplantae; Streptophyta; Magnoliopsida; Malvales; Malvaceae
Product: pyruvate dehydrogenase E1 component subunit beta-2, mitochondrial-like
Exons: 15
Coding region: 16-1119 (367 amino acids)
Biological process (GO): pyruvate decarboxylation to acetyl-CoA
Molecular function (GO): pyruvate dehydrogenase (acetyl-transferring) activity
Source: RefSeq, a predicted model, not a curated record
UUUGAAGAAGGAAAGAUGUUGGGAAUCGUAAGGCAAAAGAUGUUGGAGCAGUCAUUGAAGAAGAUUCAGCCCGUGGCGUCGGUGUUGAGAACUUACUCAUCUGGUGCGAAACAGAUGACUGUGAGAGAGGCAUUAAACUCUGCUCUUGAUGAGGAGAUGUCAGCUGAUUCGAAAGUCUUUUUGAUCGGUGAAGAGCUUGGAGAAUAUCAGGGUGCAUACAAGAUAACCAAGGGGCUUCUGGACAAGUAUGGACCCGAACGGGUUCGAGACACUCCGAUUACUGAGGCUGGUUUUACUGGGAUUGCGGUUGGGGAGGCUUACUAUGGUCUGAAACCCGUUUUGGAGUUUAUGACGUUUAACUUCUCAAUGCAGGCCAUUGACCACAUUAUUAACUCUGCUGCAAAGUCGAACUACAUGUCGGCGGGCCAGAUAUCGGUACCUAUUGUUUUUAGGGGUCCUAAUGGUGCCGCAGCCGGUGUUGGUGCCCAGCACUCUCAAUGUUACGCUGCGUGGUAUGCUUUUUGUCCCGGGUUGAAAGUGCUGUCACCAUACAAUUCCGAAGAUGCUCGUGGACUACUCAAAGCGGCUAUUCGAGAUCCCGACCCGGUUGUUUUCCUCGAGAAUGAGUUGUUAUACGGUGAAUCAUUCCCGAUUUCUGAUGGAGUUCUGGAUUCGAGUUUUUGCCUUCCGAUCGGAAAAGCUAAGAUAGAGAGAAAAGGAAAGCAUGUGACUAUUGCAGCUUAUUCGAAAAUGGUGGGCUACUCUCUUAAGGCAGCUGAGAUACUCGAAAAGGAUGGAAUCCAUGCCGAGGUUGUAAAUUUGCGUUCGAUUAGGCCGUUAGAUCGAUCCACGAUUAACGACUCUGUCAGGAAAACCAAUAGAUUGGUCACAGUCGAAGAAGCGUUUCCACAGCACGGUGUUGGUGCCGAAAUAUGUGCGUGUGUUUUGGAGGAGAGUUUUUCAUAUCUCGAUGCACCAGUCGAGAGAAUUGCCGGAGCCGAUGUUCCUAUGCCGUAUGCGGCAAAUCUUGAGAGAAUGGCGGUGCCACAGGUUGAAGAUAUAGUCCGAGCUGCAAAGAGAACAUGCUACAGAUCGGUACUGACGGCCGCCGUCUCUUGAUGGAAACCGGUCCGAGCAGCAUACUUUUUCUUAUACUGGUCAGUGUCAAUGCUGGCCC